Messenger RNA from Babesia bigemina, 1179 nucleotides. Its product is annotated as UDP-galactose transporter, putative. Gene Ontology annotation, biological process: UDP-galactose transmembrane transport. The transcript has a single exon. Bases 1 to 1179 code for a protein of 392 amino acids. NCBI's taxonomy places the organism in Eukaryota, Apicomplexa, Aconoidasida, Piroplasmida, Babesiidae. Gene Ontology annotation, molecular function: UDP-glucose transmembrane transporter activity; UDP-galactose transmembrane transporter activity. Gene Ontology annotation, cellular component: Golgi membrane; endoplasmic reticulum membrane. The record is from RefSeq and is a predicted model, not a curated record.
AUGGUUUCGCGGGGCAACGCCAGCCAUGAAGAUGACGGCCACUACGAUGCGGGGGACGCCCAGUUAGACUCAAACACUGCUCGAUACAGAGGUUCGGAAAAGAAGGGCAAAAUGCGGAUCGUCAUCGAGGACGGCGCCACGAAGGCCGAUGUGCGCCGCAAAAUGGUCAAGGAUGCCGGAAUGGCAGUGAUGCUAUUCGGCCUGGUGUGCGCAUGUUACAUCACAUACUCGUACCUGCAGGAGCUUAUGAUGCGCAUCCCUCUCAUGGGCGACAAAAAAUUCGACUACCCGGUCUUCCUCGCCUUCACCUGCUUCACCACAAACCUCGUCACCACAUCGGUGCUCAUGGGAUCCAUGCAGCUGCGGCUGAACUGGAGGCGCAGGAAGAUGGGUGACUCGGCGGACGGACCUAAGAGUGUGUUCGAGGAUUUUGACAAGAAAGUGGCGUGCCUCGGAAUGCUAGCAGCAACGUCGAAUGUGAUGUCUAUGCUCUCAGCCCUCGCGUCAAUCAAGUAUGUCGGGAUCCCCACUCAAAUCGUCAUCAAAAGCGCCAAAAUGAUACCCGUUCUGAUUGGAGGGUUCCUCAUUUUCGGUAGGAGGUAUCCUGUGUACGACUACAUAGCUGUCUUCGUGAUCACGCUCUGCGUCUUCGGCUUCAACUACUUCAAGCCAAAGGGCAGGAUGGACGGAGAAAACACGCUUGUCGGUAUGCUCAUGUGCUUCUUCUCGCUCUUCUGUGACGGUCUCACCGGGCCGCUCGAGGACAAGAUGCUCGCCACCAAGGACCUCCACCCCUUCAUGCUGCUUUUCUCGCUCAACUUCUUCGGCUUCCCAAUGGCAACCGCUGCGGUGUUCGUAUUCGAGGGCACGACUCCGUUCAAGCUGCUCAUGCAGAACCCGCAGAUAUGGAUGUACCUGGCGCUCCUCUCCCUCACGGCCAGCAUCGGGCAGGUCUUCAUCGUGAUUUGCCUGAAGUUGUACGGCAGCCUCUACACCACCCUCAUCACGACGAUUAGGAAGGUAGCAAGCUCGCUGAUAUCCAUUUUCAUGUUUAACCACUACAUGUCGGUAAUGCAGUGGAUUUCGAUGUCGGGGACAUUCGCUACCCUGUUCAUCAGGCAGUUCUUCAAAUACAAAAUGAACACGAAGAACAGAAGCUCGAAUGGAGACGGGCACUGA